Molecule: messenger RNA, 612 nt
Organism: Mucor velutinosus
Lineage: Eukaryota; Fungi; Mucoromycota; Mucoromycetes; Mucorales; Mucoraceae
Gene: rtf2
Product: Replication termination factor 2
Exons: 1
Coding region: 1-612 (203 amino acids)
Source: RefSeq, a predicted model, not a curated record
AUGAGUUAUUAUACUGAUUUUGAGCAUACUAAAGCGCCAUAUAGCGUCAGAAUUGUGAAAUUUGGGUGUGAAAAUUGCGGUCGUCGUUGGCAGAGCGCCAAUGGUAGCCUCAGUGAUUACCAGAAAUGUAGAAACUGCUAUGAAAGAUGUUACCCAUCCAGCUACAAGAUUCAAGCACCCAACAAACGUGGAAAUGAGAAUCGAGGCACUUUUCAAGCCCACGACACAGAAUUAUGCGGCCGAUGUGAAAGACUAGGCUACUCUUGCAUGGAAUUGGGCAAUGCAAUCGACCAAGACAAUCUCCUCGUCACUGGAGCUGAUGAUGAGGAUGUGGUAUUAACAAAAUCAAACGACCUCUUCUCAUAUGUUGUUGAGCCAAAAAUCAAAAGGGGCAAGAACAAGGCCAAAAAUGAGAAGAGUCGAGCUAUAUUCAUGGAUAGCCGCUCAGAUAUCGACGUCUACAAUACUGCCCAUCGUCUGACGAUUGUUGAUACUGUUUAUUACAACAAAAAUGACGAUGCUUUGGACUUUAGCAAAUACAAUUACUUGAGCGAUGAACAGAAAAUGUACGAAGAUAGCUUUUACAACAUGCUUGAUGUGGAGGAGUAUUGA